UAUUUCGUAUGGCGGAUGUGUCCGCUGUGGGUGCAGUGUUUCCGGUAUUCAUGAAUGCCUCGGUAAAGGAGCGCGGUUCCUGAAGAAAAAUAGGAGUAGCGGGCUCCGCGUCUAGACUGUCGUCCGCGCAGAAAAUAACGUGCAGAUUCUCGCAGAAAACCACGCGCUUUUUUUUUUUUUUUUUUUUUGGGUUUUGUUUCUCAUUUCUGUUCAACGACUUGCAACCGUUCGGAGCCUGAUCUCAGUGUGGAUCCGCCAGCCACCAAGAAUCUUGCCUGUAGCAGUUAACCGUUAGCUUAAGUAGCGAGCCGUGCGUUACCAGCGAUGUCGGGUGUUGUACGAGGCCCUGCCGGGAACAACGACUGCCGAAUUUAUGUGGGAAAUCUCCCCCCUGAUAUUCGCACAAAAGAUGUGGAGGACGUGUUCUACAAAUACGGGACAAUUCGAGAUAUCGACCUGAAGAACCGGAGAGGGGGCCCGCCUUUCGCCUUCAUUGAAUUCGAAGAUCCGAGGGACGCCGACGACGCCGUCUAUGGACGUGAUGGUUAUGACUACGACGGCUACAGACUGCGUGUGGAGUUCCCUCGGAGCGGCAGGGGCUCCAGAGGCGGGUUUGGAGGGAUCGGUGGAGCUCCCAGGGGAAGAUACGGGCCUCCAUCCAGACGCUCAGAGUACAGGGUCAUUGUGUCGGGGCUGCCUCAAAGCGGCAGCUGGCAGGACCUGAAGGACCACAUGCGCGAGGCAGGCGACGUGUGCUACGCCGACGUUUUCAGAGAUGGAACCGGGGUUGUAGAAUUUGUGCGCAAAGAGGACAUGACCUAUGCCGUUCGAAAGCUGGACAACACCAAAUUCCGCUCACACGAGGGAGAGACUGCUUACAUUCGUGUGAAAUUAGACGGUCCCCGCAGCCCAAGUUAUGGAAGAUCACGCUCCCGCAGCCGUGGCAGCCGGAGCAGGAGCCGCAGUCGCAGCGCCAGCCGAAGCCGCAGCAAUUCCCGUGGCCGUGGCAGAGGAUCGCCCCGCUACUCGCCUCGUCACAGCCGCUCUCGCUCCCGUUCCUAAACCUUUCUACCACCAAUGUUUUGCCCUUUUGAUGUAUACCCCCCCCUGUUUUUACCUCUUAUGAGUUUCUCCAGAUGUCAGCUAUUGAUUUUUAAUUUUUGCAUUUCAUGUCCCGAUGUCCUUGUGGAUGAUCUUGGUAUGUAGAUGUACCCCACCGCCCCCCUUCACCCUUUCCCCACCCUUUCCAGCUGCUUCGUCCUCGUUUUCUCCCUCUCUCCUCUCUGUCCUCUAAAUUUUUUCAACAUUAGAAGUUGUGCUGUGUUGAACUUCAAAAAUGUUGAGUUGUUAUAAAUUGCACUCAAUGUUUUUGCAAGUAUUGAAAAUUGAGGGUUUUUUCUUUUUUUUUUUUUUUUUUUUUCUUUUUUUUUUCUUUUUUUUUUUUUUAUAAAGCUUCUCUCAUUGGAUAUGUGGGGUGGGCUGUUUGGACGGGGAGCCCAAUGCUUAACUGUAUUUUACCCUUGUGUCUUCCUUUAGACAUCUGAAGAGAAGGAUUAAAGUGAUUUGGAAUAAAA
This is a messenger RNA of Xiphias gladius (swordfish), 1574 nucleotides long. RefSeq names its product serine and arginine rich splicing factor 1a (gene srsf1a). The record is from RefSeq and is a predicted model, not a curated record. The transcript has 4 exons. NCBI's taxonomy places the organism in Eukaryota, Metazoa, Chordata, Actinopteri, Istiophoriformes, Xiphiidae. Gene Ontology annotation, cellular component: ribonucleoprotein complex; cytoplasm; nucleus. Gene Ontology annotation, molecular function: mRNA binding. Bases 325 to 1062 code for a protein of 245 amino acids.